Molecule: messenger RNA, 4774 nt
Organism: Trichomycterus rosablanca
Lineage: Eukaryota; Metazoa; Chordata; Actinopteri; Siluriformes; Trichomycteridae
Product: E3 ubiquitin-protein ligase TRIM39
Exons: 6
Coding region: 82-1530 (482 amino acids)
Biological process (GO): protein ubiquitination
Cellular component (GO): cytoplasm
Molecular function (GO): protein binding; zinc ion binding; ubiquitin protein ligase activity
Source: RefSeq, a predicted model, not a curated record
AAUCAAGCACAGUGAAGAAGUAUACGACCUAUAGAAAUCAUCAUUUGGCACUGAACAGAACAUCCAUUAGAUUCAUUUGUGAUGGCAUCUGAUCAGCCUACUUUACCUCCGGGUGACCCAGUUUGCCCUGGCUGUCAGGCAGAAGGGACCCUCCUGCUUCCCUGUGGACACAGCUUAUGCCAGUCUUGCUUGCAGCUUUGCCAGCAGGAGCUAGGGCAGGAGCAGCAGGGGUGCACCGAGUGUUAUGGCCGGGAUCUUUUCGACAAUGUUCUUAAGAGCCUUUUUGACUCAUUGUUCCAGGGUCAACCUCGACGGGUUGGUGCAGGAGCAGAACUUGGUCUGGGACUCAUCGGGGAAGACAGUGCUGAGACUGAGGAUGACAAGGUGUGCGUUAGACAUGGUGAGAGUUUGAGUUUGUUCUGCAUGGAGGAUGAAGAGCUGAUCUGUGAGCAGUGUCAAACAGAGGAGCAUGAGGGGCAUACAUGUAGUGGUACAGAGGAGGCAGUUCAAGAGUGCAAGACAGAGCUGAAGUCAGCACUGAGGUCCCUGCAGGACAAGCUCGAGACCAUAAAUACAGCAAAGCAAAACUGGCAGGAGACAGCUGAGCAUAUCAGGAAGCAGACCCAGCAUGCAAUGCGGAUGAUAAGGGCUGACUUUGAGAAGCUGCAUCAGUUCCUGCGAGAUGAGGAGGCCUCCAUACUCACCUCUCUAAAGGAGGAAGAAGAGCAGAAGAGUCACAAAACAAAGGAUAAAAUCGACAGACUGGCAGAGGAGAGUUCCUCCCUGAUAGAAAUCAUAAACUCCACAGAGGAAGCUAUGGUCUCAGAGGAUACAGAAUUUCUGAAGAAUUAUAAGAAGACAUCCAGAUGCUUCAGAGUCGAAUGCACACCACAGGAUCUCAAAGAGACAAGUGGCUCUUUGAUUGAUAUGGCCAAACACCUGGGCUGCCUGAAGUUCAGAGUCUGGGAGAAAAUGCAAACAGUCGUCACAUACACUCCAGUGAUCCUUGACCCAAACACUGCAGAUACAUGCCUCUCGCUGUCCGAUGACCUCACUGUUAUGCGCUAUACGGAUGAAGACCAGCAGGUACCCGAUAACCCUGAGCGUUUCUGUUACUACGAGUGCGCUCUCGGCUCAGAGGCCCUGGGCUCAGGACGCCACAGCUGGGACGUGGAAGUGGGUGACAGCAGUGAGUGGGCACUGGGGGUGGUGAACGAGAGCGUGCAACGGAAAGAGUGGUUCCCUCCCAGUCCUGAACGAGGCAUGUGGACUCUGUGUUACUACAGAGAUCACUAUAGAGCGCCGAAUGCCACAAGUGACCAACUUCCUGUGAAGAAGAAGCCACAGAGAGUGCGUGUACAGCUGGACUGGGAUGCUGGGAGGGUGACAUUUUCUGAUGCUUCAGAUAACACAAUGCUCUACAGGUUUAAAGCCAAGUUUACUGAGAAGCUUUAUCCGUAUUUCUCUAACACGUGUAAGAGGCAUCCACUACGUAUUCUGUCUGAGAAAGUGGCAGUGUACACUGAGUAGCCCAGAAACAAUUAAAAUAAAACAACACAGCAUGAAAUACAAGAUCCUGUAGCAGAAUAAAACCAUUGUAUAUGUGGAUGCAUGCAAGUCUUCUAGCCAACUGCUAUACAGUACCAAACACAGGGCAGUGAUAGCUCAGUGAUAAGGUACUGAUUAGAUAUUAGAAUGUUGCUGGUUCUAGCUCUAUCUCUGCCUAGGUUGCUACUGUGAGCCACUUAAGAAAGGCUAUUGACCCUUAAUUGCUUGGAUUGUAUUUAAGGAUAAAAGUAUCUGCUAAAUAAAAGCCUCCACUGUUCUGGGAAAGCAUCCCACAUUAUUUUGUGGAGUAUGUCUGUGAUUAUUAAGUAAAAAAUGUAUUUAUGAGGUCAGGCACUAACUUGGACUCACAAUCAAUGUUUCAAUUCAGUGUCACUGAGGUCAGAGCUCAGUGUAGACCGCUGGAGUUCCUCCAUUUUGAUCAAAAAGGCACAGUCAUACUGACACAGGUAAGGGGCUUACUUUUGCGUAGUUCACACUACACAAUUUUUGCCCUGAUUUUCGCUCGCUGACUGGUCGACGCUAGAUUUGCCGGCUCGGGAGCAACUCGGCGUUCGCUCGGCGAUCAAAACUCGGCUCUCAAUCGCUAUGUGUGAACUGCUCAACAACUCGAUCCAUGACCGAGGAGAGAUAUCUAGCUUGUCAAAUAUCUGGAUCUGAGUUGCCCGAUGGGCAAUGAGUUCUAUGUCGAACAGCCAAUGAGAAUGCAAGAUACGGUGUGAGGGGAAACGCAGGGGAGUUGUAAAAAGGUGGGACAGGGGCAUAAUAUAGUUUAUAUUAGAAUACAUCGGCACACACACAAGUUAUACAGUAUUUCUGACCUUAUCGUUCUCUACAUAACAUAACACCAACGUUGCACUGCAAAAAAAUAUUUAUUAACCAACUAUUAUCCAAUAUUUAUUAUCCAACUCACUAUAGAACAAUCCAUGCUGUUCCUAUUUUUCCUACUUGUUUUUACGCUGCACAUCAGUGCACAAACUUUGAUCGCUCGCUACUUGUUGAUGUGCAUUUUUUGGACGUGGUAUCAUUUAACUCCUCGUCACUUCUCGCGUUUGUUUUUGUGACAAAACGUAGUUUGGGAGACCAGAGAAGCUCGCCUGCGAUUCCAGUUGGUGAUAGAUGGUGUAGUGUGAAAGUCACACCGACUUGAAAGACUCCCGAUUACAAGAGAUCCAGUUGUGUAGUGUGAACUGUACAUCCACCUGACGACUUGGAAAGUCAUGUAGAGUGAACUUGGCUUUAAACAAGUUGAGAGCACAUCAAUUAUUUACAUUAUUACAUUAUGUAUUUUAUAAAUCUGGUAGCAAAUAGUGUUUAUCAAAUGAACUUAAAAUUUAGGAUGGCUGUCCACAUACAUGUGACCACUUGUGAACAUACAUCAAAUUAGUAUUAUUAAUCUGGCAGUGUAAAAAGUUUUAAAAAUGUUAAUUACCUUCGUGGCAUAGACUACUAGUCAUUAUGUCAGUGAUUAUGAUAGACCACAGCCAGGAACUUUACUUUAUCCAGGUAAAAAGAGCUUGUAUGACUGCACCUUAGACUGAGCCCUGCUGAAUGGGAUGUCCAACAUCAGGUCAGGUGUCCACAUACUUUUGGAUCAUAUAGUGUACAAUACACUGCUCAAAAAUUUAGGAAACACUAAACAAAAGAUUCAAGUCUUUACUGAUAUUAUUGAUGCAAUGUUGUAUGUUGAAAGCAAAUUAUUUUUAAUUUAAUUUUAUUUAUUUAACUUAAAUCAACAAAAUCACCAGCCUACUCAGGCCUGGAUUAAGGGUGUGUUUGAAAACCUAGGGAGCUCUCUACUUAGACAGCAUUUUACGCCAUCCUAUGCGCGCUCCCGAGAAGUAGGCUGUUCGAAAUCCUAGAUGCCUUAAUAUGCUCACUAGUAAGGUAUCUUAAAAUGUCAACGGUAUUUUGACUCAAGAAUGAGUAAGCAUCCGAUGCUGCCUUAGUGGUGAAGGCAAUCCCAGCAUCCAUUGCGGCACAACUUUUCUCACAGAAAAAUAAAAAAACAUGACGGACAGUGCGGAGAAACGAAUGGAGUUAUUUUCAAAUGUAAAUAAAUUAUUAUUGAUUUUUAAUUUGUAUAAACAUGUACAAGUGUAUUUAUUUGCAAAUUCGGGCUUGUCAGUGAAUUUAACCAUUUUUGGUACACGGAGGGAGAUGCUAGGACGUUGUGUGACCUCAUCCCAUUGGUUUGAAUGGCAUGCGGCUAACGGUUUUAGCUUAGCAAAAAACGGACGGAAUCGCUGUCUUAGUAGUGUGUUUGAAUAACCUGCCUUAUAAGUCAAUGACUUAUUAGAAUCCUCUCUACUUAGGCAGCUGUCUAUGUAGGCAGUAAGACAGCAAGGCAGCUCACUAGGUUUUCGAACACACCCAUAAGUAAAACAUUAAAAUCACAGGCUGAUCCAAUUCAUGUAAAUCUCAUUACAGCAACUCAUAAUAUGUGACUCAUUAGUGUGUAUCAACAACAUCUGAAACAUGCUCCUGAUCAGAUGGCGGAUGGUGUCCUGGGGGAUCUCAAAUGCCAAUCGAGGUGCACAGUGCUGAGCUGUGAGCACAGGUCCCACUAGAGGGCGUCAGGCCCUCAUGAGACCCUCAUAAAGUCUAUUUCCAAUAGUUAGGGCUCUGGCAGUUCUCCUUUGUUUCUCCUUGCAGGAAGUAGCAGAUACCAGUCCUGCUUCUGGCUUCUACAGACCUGUCUAGUCCAUGUAAUAGCCCAUAUCCUGGUAUCUCCUUCAUGCUGUUAAGAGUGUGCUGGGAUGCACAGCAACCCUUCUUGCGAUGGCAUGUAUGGAUGUGCCAUCCUUGAGGAGCUGGUCAACCUGCGCAACCUCAAUGGGCAGCAGGUACCACCUCAUGCUACCAGUAGUGACAAGGACACUAGCAAAAUGCAAAACUUGCUGUUGCCUCUCCAGUGCACCUGUUGUCACUUUCGAUUGCACCACAGCAGGUGAAAUUCACAAUCAUUUAAGCUUCCCUAUACUGGACAGAUUGAUAUUCCUGAAGUUUAACUGACGAUGUUAUACUGUGAUGAUUAAGUGUUCCCUUAAUUUAUGGAAGAAUGUAUGUCCAAAUCCUGUAACUGUGCUGCACUCACUCUACCCACUGUGCCAUAAGAACUAAUAACUUUUAAAUGUGUGCACUUAGCAUAAAUUACUAGGACAAAUGAACAGUGAAUGUAAUGUAAAUAAAGACAGGUUAAUAAUCA